Naegleria lovaniensis is the source of this 1662-nucleotide messenger RNA. RefSeq lists its product as uncharacterized. Gene Ontology annotation, molecular function: ATP binding; protein kinase activity. Gene Ontology annotation, biological process: protein phosphorylation. The record is from RefSeq and is a predicted model, not a curated record. The coding region runs from base 1 to 1662 and encodes 553 amino acids. The transcript has 2 exons. NCBI's taxonomy places the organism in Eukaryota, Heterolobosea, Eutetramitea, Acrasida, Naegleriidae.
AUGGUCAAACACACAAAGCACACCAAAACUCAUAAGAUGAUACCAAAUAGCAACAAAAUCAAAACCAACAAGUCUGGAGUUAAGGGCGUACAAAAGCCAAGGAAGACCAACAAGAAGGGCACCUCAAAGCAAAACAAUAAGAGAACCCACAAGAAGAAGAAUACUACAGUAGUUCAGGGCACACUAAACAACGCUCUCAUUGAAAAUAUUAUUCACAAGAUUCAACAAUCCGAACAAGAUGAAUUUGAUCCUAAUGAAGACUUGGCAGAAAUUCGGAAAUCAAUUGAACAAUAUCCCCUCCCUUCAUGUUGGGUGGAACUUUCAAAUUAUAGUGAAGAAAAAACUGUCUUCUUUAGGUACACUGUAGAGUCGCUUGGUAUCAAGUUAUCUGAAAAGCAAACCAUUUACUUUCAAGAAUCAAAUUUAUUUAAGUUCUGUAUGGAUCAUCUAACUAUUCUUGCAGACAAGAACACCAAAAAAACUGAAAAAAAGAAGGCCUUGGAAGACUUGUCUGAUUUGUUGGGAGUAACCAAAAAGAUAGAACUAUUGUCCAACAUACUUUUUAGAACGUUAUCACCAGAAGAGUGUACAUCCCAAUUCUGUAACAGCCCUUCAGAGAUGGCUUGUAGUGCAUCCUAUUGCCAGCCUCUUUUUGAAUUUUGUGCACUUUUUGAUAAUUGUUACAGAAACAUGAACGUCAGUAUUAGAGAGUACACAAUGCUACCCGAAUCUCUGAAGUUUAUGAGAAAUAUUAUUGGAACUCUAAAACCAGAUGAUGUGGCCUUUCAUAAACCUGGAAAACGUUAUUACAUUUCUAUGUUACGAGAAGACAAAGUAACACCUUGUAAACAUCAUUUAGAACACCCAGAUUUACCCAAAUUGGCUUUGAUGUGCCGAAUUUCUCACUCCUUUUGUAUGCGUGAAUUGCUUAGCGAUAUUCAAGAACCGUGGUAUAAAGAUAUUGCCACCAUUGGAAUAACCACCGACAAAGAAAAAGCAAAUGUGUAUGCAGUAUCAACAGAUAUUGCAACGACUAGGAGACGAAACUGUAAGCUUGAUUAUUCAAUAAGAUAUUUAGGUACAUUUUACCACAACCAAAUCACACACAGGAUUCAAUUAAUUGCUCUCAUUUUGACAGCCAUGAAGAAUCUUCAUCAUCAAGAAAUGGUUGCAUAUUUGAGAACCAAAAGUGUCACUUCUAACAGUACAAUAGGGUCUGCUGAGAAAUCUUUUAAGAAGAACCUCGAAGUUCGCAUUGGACGAAAUUGCUAUAAUAUUAGUAUAGGCAAAACAAUUUCAGAUAAUAAGAACAAACUUGUUAAAAUGGGUAACUUAAAAUUGGGCCCAAACGAGGAAUUGGAAAUCAUUCUCAAAAGAUGCACUUUCACAGAAAAAUACAACAUAGAUAUUGCAAGCCAAGAAAUGAGAACAUUAUACUUUUCAAUUAGCUCAGAAGACCAUUAUAUACUUAGCUUGAAAGGCAACCCUUUACCCUUCAACUUAUCGAUUGAAGAACUGAUAACAAUGACUUGCCAUAUUUUAUGCCAAAUCUCGAUACUGGAAAGCAAUGGAUUGAUUCAUAACGAUGUGAAACAAGGAAAUAUUGUGAUACAUGACGAUCAUUACUUUCUUAUUGAUUUUGAAAUAUCCAACCUUCAAUAA